GAACCAGACCAAAUUUCGUCCUGAAAUCCUUAAAACGAUCCGGAUGAAUUCUGAGAUCCUAUAAAAUCUCGUCCCGGAAUCCUUAAAAUGACAUAAAUUCUGAGAUGUUCUAAUCUCAUCCCGUAAUCCUUCGGGGAAACCGGACAGCCCUUUUUUUUAUUUUUCCCCCUUUUUUCGAUUACAUUGGACCAAAGAAAGAAAUCAUUGGCCCAAAUGAGGAAUAUAGUCCACUUCCAUGGCGACUGAGCGCUUCUCUCUCUCACUCUCUCUCUCUCUGCCCCAAAUUUGAAAUUCCCACUUCGUAGAUCCUGAGGAUCUUUCCCGCUAAGACGGGCAAUCAAUGGACUUGGCCACGGCGGCCGAGUCGGACGACGAGUGGGAGCUCUGCAACGACGAUGGCUUCAUCUACAAGCGCAAGAAGCGGCGGGUCGACUCCUCCUCCGCCGCCCCUCCGCAGGCCGACACUGAGGCUGCAGAGGAGAAGUUCCAGGGAGACCGUAGGAAAAAGACCCUCCUGAGGAUUAGGGAUCGGUACCGGAGGGAGCUGGCUCUCUGGGAACAUCUGUCGAGCACGUGUCACGCAAUGCAGGACAGGGCGCAGCAGCUUCAGCGAGAGAGAGAACGAGACGUUGAAGAAGCGAGGGACAGGACGAGAACGAGUUCUUCCGGCGGGCCACUUGCCGAGGAAGCUCCCGGGGAGGAGAGCAGUCUCGAGGCUCUACUCGAUAAGCUGCUGUUGAAGGCAGAAGCUCAAGAAGUGAUUAUUCAGGAUGUCUCGAACCUGUGUGAUGUGGCUGAGUCAUUGUGCAAAUCCCGUGAAGAGGAAUUCAAACAAUCUUUAAUUGAUCUUCCGAUUUGGGCUUCAGCGCCGGAUCUCAUGGCAGCACUCUCUGAUGACUGAGUUUCUUCGAUUCAGUAAAUGGCUUAGUGACCUUAGAUUAAAAGCUAGAGCUAGAGCCAGAGCUAGAGCUGGGUCUUCUAACCGCAAUAGGAUACUGAUCCUGUAUUUGUGAAAUUGUUUUCUGUUGCUUUUAGAGCCUAGUCUUGUGUAAAAUUCUUCCUGUGAAAGUGAUUGAGAGGUGAGUGUGUCCUUUGCUGUCUUUUCGGUAUCGUGUCUGAUGUUGUGAUCUACUUUUGGUCAUGUAAAUUACCAGUAGACGGCAGGAUAGCGUGUUCCCAAUUAGCAUGAAUGAGGAAGAUUUCAUUCAAAUCAUCUAUACUGUGACUCACGCCCCUUGGCCACUAUCCAAUUUAUGUAUAUAUAAUUCGUGGUAUUCUCUA
This is a messenger RNA of Punica granatum (pomegranate), 1281 nucleotides long. The record is from RefSeq and is a predicted model, not a curated record. Lineage: Eukaryota; Viridiplantae; Streptophyta; Magnoliopsida; Myrtales; Lythraceae.